Messenger RNA from Glycine soja, 887 nucleotides. Its product is annotated as chaperone protein dnaJ 20, chloroplastic-like. The record is from RefSeq and is a predicted model, not a curated record. The transcript has 2 exons. Bases 197 to 757 code for a protein of 186 amino acids. NCBI's taxonomy places the organism in Eukaryota, Viridiplantae, Streptophyta, Magnoliopsida, Fabales, Fabaceae. Gene Ontology annotation, cellular component: chloroplast.
UGUAAAACCCACAACCCAAUGAUACAAAGUCCAUGCCUUGGCCUCCCACUCGUUUACUUAUGGCUAAAACGACAGCUAAUCACGCAAAACUAAAUAAAUGAAAUGAGAACCAUAUAAAAAGAAAAAGUCAUAAAGAGUAAUAAUAGCAACACACGCAAACCAAAUCAAGUAAGAGCGAGAGUGUGAUAGAGAGAUAAUGCGUUCUUAUGGCUUAACCGUACCGGGAAGCGACCACCGCUUCUGCGUGCCCACCGUAUCUCAGGUGUUCUUUAGGCCCAACAGGCCCAUUAACCGAAUCGCGUUUCCCAAGGCCACCCUCAAGAACGACGGCUUCGUGGUGGACCUGAGCUUCUACGACCUUCUGGGAAUACCGGAAUCGGGUUCGGUAACGGAGAUCAAGAACGCCUACAAGCAACUCGCCCGAAAGUACCACCCGGACGUGUCGCCUCCGGGUCGGGUCGAGGAGUACACAAAGAGGUUUAUUCAGGUGCAGGAGGCCUACGAAACCCUGUCUGAUCCUUCCAGAAGAGCUAUGUACGACAAGGACAUGGCCAAGGGCAUUAACUUCGCCUUCAACGCCCGCAGACGCUAUAAUUACCACGAUCAGGUAGUUGAACAAAAAAGUGAAUGGAAAGCUAGGUGGAAAUCUCAACUGUCAGAGCUGAAGAGAAAAAGUAACGGCAAGGAUGCUGGAGGGAAUAUGUCAUGGGCGGCACGAAUGCGCCAACAGAGGGAUGAAUUGUCAAAUGAAUCAUGACUAGGAUUUUCCUUAGUUCUCUCUACGUAACUAGUUGUAUAUAUAGAUAAUGGGUACAUCUUCGUACUCUAGAUCACAAAUUAAAUAUAAAAUUAAUGUUGAGAAAACGUGCCAUUGGCCUAUUGCUCUA